Molecule: messenger RNA, 303 nt
Organism: Plectropomus leopardus (leopard coralgrouper)
Lineage: Eukaryota; Metazoa; Chordata; Actinopteri; Perciformes; Serranidae
Source: RefSeq, a predicted model, not a curated record
AUGGGCUUUCUGGAAAACUACCAGGAGAUCGAUCCUGUCACUUUGAAUCUUUGCAUCCUCAUCGCCAGCUACGUUAUCUUGCUCCUGGUGUUCCUGAUAUCGUGUAUCAUGUACGACUGCCGGGGCAAAGAUCCCACCAAAGAAUACGCCCCGGACCCGCAGCCGACUCAGUCUCCCAUCAGGCUGGUGGUGAUGCAGAGCUCUCCUGCCCCGGUGGCACGGUGGGACACUGCCAACAUGAUAACGACCUACCACGAGCCAACGCACUCGGACUUCAGAGAGAAGAAAAGCACGAUGGUCUGA